Messenger RNA from Trypanosoma grayi, 3426 nucleotides. Its product is annotated as serine/arginine repetitive matrix protein 1. The record is from RefSeq and is a predicted model, not a curated record. Bases 1 to 3426 code for a protein of 1141 amino acids. The transcript has a single exon. Lineage: Eukaryota; Euglenozoa; Kinetoplastea; Trypanosomatida; Trypanosomatidae.
AUGGCAAAGACCGCCGGGCUCUCGCGAGCAUAUGCAGUCCUCCGGCAGCUGGAGCUUCUGCGCCAGCAGGACGUGCUGGACCCACUUCCGCCCGAAACCGACACAGAUUUGAGCAGUAGUGUAGCCGCUUCAGCAGCUGGUGACGACCACCGGCGCAACGCUUCGCUUCCGUCACCCGCGCGUUGGGGCCCGGAGGCUGCAAGGCACCCAACCUCAACAACCGGGAAUCCGCAGUUGCCGCUUCAAGGCAGGGCGGAAGAAAGCCACUUGCAUCAUCAGCAGACGGCGACGCCGCAUCACCCCACAUAUUCCUGGCUGGGGGAGAAGGAGGAGGACAUACGGGGCGUGAGAUCGUACAGCGGCGACGCUGCGGAGUCCACAGCGACGGUGCGGACGUCUCCGCCCAGCCGCCCUGCGGAGGGUGGGAAUGUGAACCAGGCUCUGCAACGAGUACUGAAAGAGAUUGUGGCAAUGCGAAAACAAGCCGGAGGGAUGAGGGGGACAGCUGGUAGUGACACAGGCAACCAUCGCCAUGAGCGCAAGCAGCAGACAGGCGAGAAAGGAAAAGACCCAUCCCAAUCACCGGACAACUACAGACCAAACACGGUAUCACGAUUGGUUUCUCCACCACAGGACAGGGAAGAAGACGAUGUCUUCUUUGAUGAUCCACUUUAUUCGCAUACCACAACAACCUGCAGCACGCGAGACGAGCGGAAUAAUAAGACACACAAGAGACGCGAGCGUACACACCGCAAGAGUGGUGGAGCCACAGACACGGGUGUGGAAAACGUUUACGAAACUCCAUGCACAGAAGGACGACGAGAUACAUCUACACGGCACACAACAGAAGAGUUAAGCUCUAGAAUAAAAUCAGGAGAUGUACUCACCUCCUCUGCCGUAAGCGAGUACACCAAGUCACUUCUUUCUCAGCGUAGGCAGCGUCAGGACAAGCUCUUGCAUGAAAUUCAGCAGCGGCAGGAGCCGCUGCCUGCCGAUACUCCCCAGCCAAUAACCUGGGUGGAGGCGACGCCACCGUCUGCUCUUCUAUCCCCUAUUAGCCGCGCCGAUGACCUCGAUGAGGGCUUCUCGCCUCUCCCUACUCAAGUGACGGAUCUCGAUUAUACGAACAAAGAGCUUUCUAGUCAGCCGCUGAUGCCUUUUCUCUGUGAACUGACGACAAUGGGGUCGGCUGCGCUGCGGGAGGCACUGCGCGACAUGGAGGGCUGCUGUGAUGACACAACACCGCACUGUCGGGAGUGGUAUGCGCUCACGGCGCUUGUGAACUCGGGCGACGCCAUACGCCACAUUGUCGUCCCGAUGUUUCUCGCGGAGUUGUCGGAACAAAGUUGUAUGACUGAGUGCGAUGCAAGCGAUCCUAACUCGCGGUUGUCACACAUCCUUUCUGCACUCAUCGGCCUUGGCGAGCGCGCCGAGGCUGCCCUGCCAAUUCUAGUCAAGAUGCUCACAUCUGUACAGGGCUGUGUGAAACUCGUGGCGCUCGCUAUACGUGCGGUCGGCGGCGAUGAUGGCGUGCGGGCGCUCUGCCGCAUGGCGAGUAGCAAUCGCAGCGAUGCGGCCGUUCGGGCGGCAGCGGUCUACGGCAUUAGUACGAUGGCGUACCCGGUGCUGGGUCACACGACUGUCUACUGCCUUGGCGCGCCGCGACUGAGUGGUACAAUUGUGUUCUAUCAACCCCCAGUCGACGCGGGCUACGUUGAGGUGGACGGCGACGGCAGGCCACGGCGAGAGUCAUCCCUGCAGCUCCCGCCGCCGUACCGCCCGACGCACGUCAUUCUACACGCUGAAACAGUGCGUCGGCAGCUGUUGCAAUUCACUGCCUCGAUGGAUUUUCGCCGUGCAUUACACACCUACGAAACACUGCCGCUCGUGCUGCAAGACUUUGCUCUCGGGGCACCUGAGGCGUGUCGUCAGCAGGGGAUGCCUGAAGCCGUGCAGGAGUCACUACGACGCCACGAGAGCGAGCUUGAAGAUGCCUCGAAAUUGCCUCCUCGUGUGCUACCGUUUUCAUACGAUCCGUGCUUCAUUGGCCGCGAGGACGAACAGUUUGCCAUUGAAGAGACGCUCAUAACAAUUCUUCUUGACGGACGAACACCACUGAGUGUGGUGGAGCAGACACUCGUCUCGCUCGCGUCGCUGCCGGGUUUUGUGACUAUACACGUGGCACCACCUGUCCUUGAUUACGUCAUUCAGUGUGUGUCACGCUACGAGCAGCAGUGCGCCGACGAGAGUGAUGGGGGAGAGGCCGCUGUUGUGGCGGGUCUCGUGGCGUUGGGGCGCCUCGUGCGGCACGAAGGCACAUCGCCGACUGUGACUAAUACCGCUUGCGAGUUACUGCUGCACAAUUUGGGUGCGCCGUCAUGGCGGGUGCGCCACGCCGCGUGUAUUGGGCUAGGCGAAGUUGGCGCCGUGUCGAACAUGCCGGAGGCCACCGCCCGCGCCCUCACCACAUGUCUGCACGACGACGCGAUGAAUCACGAGACCGUUGCGUGGGCUCUUGCUCGUUUGGGCCUGCGCGGGGUGCGUGCGCUGCUGGAAAGAAUCACCAGCGGCCACAGAAGCAGCAGCAGCAACAACAGCAGCGGCGGUGGUAACAACAACAAAAUCAUCAGCAAUAGCGGCGCAAGUGGUGGUGUUAGCUGUAGUAGUACCCUGGAGUUGCCGGUGUCGACGCGUGUGGCGUGCGUGCGUGCGCUGGCGAAGAUUGAUAUGUUAGAGGCAUCGCUUGGCGUUGAGGGCGACACGCGCCGAUUGCGUGAGAUGGUGGUGCAGCGGCUUGGUGUCGCCAUUGCUGCUGGUGAUAUUGAGGAGGAUGUUGUGCUCGAGUGCGCCUACGCCCUCGCGGAGGUCAUUGGCAGAAGUAGCAGCAACAACAAGGGCGGCGGCAACGCCGGUAGUAGUGGUGCUGUUGCGCACCACCACCGCAGUGAGGAGGCGGCGAUGUAUUACCACAGCGAGACACCCAACGAGGCCUUCGAAAUCAUGAAGGAACUGAUUGAGUCCGUUGUGCUGCCAUUCUCCGUGCAGAAGGCGCUGCUCUACUCGCUUUGCGCAUACGGCGGCGCCCACGGCGAGCUGUACGUGUCACAAACGGCCAUUCAGAGCCCCGCCGUGGCGUCACGCGCGGCGGCGGCGUUCGGCCUACGGGCGUGCGGCGGCAAAGUCAUCCGCACACUCGCGCUCGCCCUCAACGACGACACGGCGGAAGUGCGGCUUGAGGCGUUCGACACACUCAGCGAUGUGGGCGCCAACUCAGUGCUGGCGGUGUUGCGGACGCGCCCGCACCAGCACACACAGCAGGUGGUCGCCGCGCUGCGUGACUGCCUGCUGCGCGACAUGGGCCGCAGCGCAAGGCGGCAGGCCGCGCAGGAUUUGUACGCCGCACUGACCCGGAACCGAACACUCUAG